UUUUCUUCAAAAAGGUUCUAGACAUAUAAAAUACUUAAAGCGGUGCCAGAAGUCCAAACAUCGUCAGAGUUGUGUUGCUGGCAUCUUUACCUUCACCUUCACCUUCAUCUUCAUCUUCAUCUUCAUUGAGAGAAAUUAGAUCCAGAAUGAGUGAUGGACCGAGCUCUGAACUGUUCACUGAUAUUAGAAGGAUUAUUGAGGGGAUGGAGUGGGAGGAGGUGGUCUCCAUGCUGAUGGAGGUCAUCGAGGCUGAGCUGAGUCAAGCACCACCUGCUGAACCUCCAGCUCCUCAGCUCAGCCUUGGUGGGUCUCAGAACCUCCCCAAUGCAUCGUGGUUCCAUCCUCUGCCUCCUGGCAGCAUGCAGGGACAGGAGGCCAACGCUCCACACUUGAUCAUCUACCCGAUGUAUGUGGUCCAUCCUCCUUCCACAGUCCAGCAGGUCCACCAGCCUCCUGCUCCUCUGAGCUGCUGCAGCUCGCCAAGCAACCAGGAAUACGUUAAGAAGCCUCCCAAUGCCUUCAUGCUCUAUUUAAAGGAGCAGAGGGCAAAGGUCAAAGCAGAGCUGAACAUCACCAACAGCUCAGCUCUGAACAAAGUCCUGGGUGACAGGUGGACGUCUCUGUCUCCUGACAACAAGGAGAAGUACUUCCAGGAGGCCCACCAGGAGAGAAAGCUGUUCCAACAGAGGCAUCCUGGGUGGAGCAGCGCUCAAAACUAUGGAAAGAGAAAGAGGAAAAGGACUGCUGCUGCUGCUGCUGCUGCCGCUCCCCCUUACGCCAGAGGUGAAGAGUCUGGACCUGGAAACCUUCACCAGGCCAAGAGGCCAUGCAGAAGGCCAGAAAACUCAGGCUCCGCCCCUCCUCCUCCACUGUUCUCAAAGACUUAAAACUAAUGUUUUUGUACAAAGUUCAGUCAUUUUUGUAGAUAGUUCUUUAUUCAAGCUUAUUUUUAGAAGCUGCUUGUUAACAGCUUAACACUUUAUUGAGAAUUGUUGUUUAUCUUUUGAUAUUUCAUUACAUUGUUAUUUAUAACUGUUCUGUUGUUGUGGUCUUCUUUUAAAAAGACUUUGUGAAUUAUUAAAAAUUAAUUUUGUAAAAAAGAA
Oryzias latipes (Japanese medaka) is the source of this 1103-nucleotide messenger RNA. RefSeq names its product transcription factor 7-like 1-A. The record is from RefSeq and is a predicted model, not a curated record. Gene Ontology annotation, cellular component: chromatin; beta-catenin-TCF complex. Gene Ontology annotation, biological process: regulation of transcription by RNA polymerase II; canonical Wnt signaling pathway. Lineage: Eukaryota; Metazoa; Chordata; Actinopteri; Beloniformes; Adrianichthyidae. Gene Ontology annotation, molecular function: DNA-binding transcription factor activity, RNA polymerase II-specific; RNA polymerase II cis-regulatory region sequence-specific DNA binding.